This is a messenger RNA of Leptomonas pyrrhocoris, 1285 nucleotides long. RefSeq lists its product as hypothetical. The record is from RefSeq and is a predicted model, not a curated record. Bases 254 to 1285 code for a protein of 343 amino acids. The transcript has a single exon. NCBI's taxonomy places the organism in Eukaryota, Euglenozoa, Kinetoplastea, Trypanosomatida, Trypanosomatidae.
GCAGUUUGUCAUCUCGCCCAUACGGAAGCUGAUUUAAAGCUGCUUUGAUCUUACCGAAACGUAUAGAAGGUGUGAAGAGAAGAAUCCUCAUAUAUAUAUUUCUCGCACGUCCAUAGAAUACGCAGGCAAUGAGUGGCGCGUGCUUUUGCAAGGCCAUCUCACCUACACCGACACUUUCCGCCCAUUCAAUUUAGCUGACGUGACAGUCGACAAACGAGCAGCAUUUUGUUUCUUUCCCGUGUGGUUUCUCGCAAUGUCACAGGUGCCGACAAGCACUUCACUACGGCCACCCAAAGCUGCGCUGGGAAAUGAGAGGCGCAUUUCAACAGCAUAUGAAACGGCAAGCUGCAGCAGCCUCAAUCGGCUGCGUCGACUGCGUGAUCGGCAGGUGCGACAGUUUCCUCUUCUGUGCAACCACCUAAGACGGGUGCAUGAGGAGUGUGAGGAGAUGAAACAGGAGCUGGCGACGGUGCGCCAGCAGAGGGACGCCUUCCAGCAAGAAACCUGCACCCUGCGGACUCUCGUCAAGUUAACGGACCACCCAGAGCUAGCGGCGGCCGCGGCCAGCGAGGCGGCAACACAGAGUCUGCGUGAAGAAGUGAGGCAACUGCGACGGCGCGUGCGCCAGCUGGAGCAGGAAAAAGUCCAAUGUUUGCUUCAAUCAGAGGAGAUGUGCGAAGCGGCAGAGUUUUACAAGCAGCUUGCAGAGCAACCGGUAGCGGAGAGCUUUCCCAUUCAGCCGCGCACCUCUCUAGCAGCCCUGUCGUUCAUUGAAGGUUCCUCGCCGGACAAGACAUCUGCAACCUGCGCCAAGAGGAACACGCCGUUGACUGACGGUGAUGCUGACGAUAUGGAGGCGAAACUAAGUUGUCGCCUUAACACCGUUCCGGAGAGCGCGCGUCUUCCCUCCUGUUUCGUGGAAGAAAAGGUGAAGCCGCUGCAUGCCGCUACGGCUGUUAAGGAGGCGAGUCGAGUUGUACGACCUCCAUGUACGGUGGACGACGGAAGGAAUGGUAGCGCAGGGGAUGCAGAGCAACGGUUGCGUUUCGAGGGCACCAUUGCAGCACCUCCGCCAGCGUCAGCACCGCCACCAGACAACGCUUUCACAUUCGCUAAUGAGACGCCUCGCGUGCUGCGAUUCACGGAAAUUCUUCGAGGCCAAAAUCGAAUGCUUACGAAACGCGUGGAGGAGUUGGCGCAGCGAAAUGUGGCGUACGCGAAAGAGGUGGCUGCGUUGAAGCUGUCGCGCUGCCAGCUCCGUGGAGGAGGCGUCUUGAAGGAGUAG